AUGUCAUCGCCUCUAAUUGUCUGCUCUGUCCUUAAGGACGAAGACGCUCGGACCAAUCUGCUUUAUAUGAACCCACAAGACGCCAAAAUAUUUGUUGACAGCUCAGGGAUCGUUAUGAUCAACGAGUUCCUCUUUACGGUAUCCGCCAACACAGGGAUUAGGGCCGGUCAUGUUGGCAUGAACAGUAUCCAGCGUCGCCUUCUUGGCCUCUCAACCACAGCAGGGAGCACAGUGAUUCUUCAUAAACCACCGCAACGCAUUCCAUCCAUUGCAAAAAUGGUCUUAACGGUGGAAUAUAUUGUGGCCUCUAAAAGAGGCGGGACGUUGGAUUGCAUGGAGUUUAUUGGCUACUUUCUCAAGCAAUUUUCCGGGCAAUGCUUCCGCGAUUCGCAGACAUUGGCUGUCGUCUUGGACUCCGGCCUUCGACUCUUGGCGACGGUGACGCAGUUGAACUGUGAUGGGCUAGGGAGUGUUGGCUUUCUUGCCAACAGCACAAGUCUCAUUCUCCUUGCCACGGAGAAGAGCGAGAUUGCUCUUACCAAUGUACCGGACAAUCAGUUGGAUGCGCAGCAGCCACAGUUGAUGCAGAACUUUAAUCUUGAAAAUCUCGGUAUUGGUGGGCUGCGGAACGAAUUUGCGCAGGUUUUUCGCCGCGCCUUUGCGAGUCGUCUAUUUCCUGCAUCCUAUGUGAAGAAGUUGGGGGUGAAGCAUGUCAAGGGGGUUCUUUUGUAUGGGCCGCCAGGCACGGGAAAGACGCUGAUUGCCCGAAAAAUUGGCGAAAUCCUAAACUGCCAUUCACCAAAGAUUGUCAAUGGCCCCGAGGUGUUUAAUAAAUUUGUUGGUGGAACCGAAGAAAAUGUGCGGAAACUCUUUUUGGAUGCCGAGGCCGAGGCUGCGGCAAAGGGUGACCUUUCAAAGCUGCACCUUAUCAUUUUUGAUGAGUUUGAUGCCAUUUGUAAGCAGCGUGGUGCUGUUCGUGACUCCACGGGUGUGAAUGACAACGUGGUGAAUCAACUUCUCGCAAAAAUCGAUGGGGUGAAUUCGCUGAACAACGUCCUCCUUAUUGGCAUGACCAAUCGAAUGGAUCUCAUUGAUGAGGCCAUUCUGCGCCCGGGUCGGUUUGAGGUGCAUGUGGAGAUCAGCCUUCCAAAUGAAGAGGGUCGAGAGGAAAUUUUCCGUAUCCAUACCCGCGGCAUGCGUGAGAACGGCAUCAUUGGAAAAGACGUUAACUUGGCGGAGCUUGCCAGUCUAACAAAGAACUAUUCCGGUGCCGAGAUUGAGGGUGUGGUACGCUCGGCGAUAUCCAAUGCCUUUAAUAAACACAUAGACUUGGACCACCCAACGGAGGUGGUCAAUGCACAGGAUGUGUUUGUAACGCGUCAGGAUUUUCUUCGGGCCGUUGAAGAGGUGGAACCUGCGUUUGGACAGGCAAAGGAAGAGUGUAGCAAUCUCAAGGGCGACGGUAUCAUUUAUUACGGUAAACCAUGGGAAGGAGUGGAGAGCUGUUGCAGUCGUUAUGUGGAGUUGCUUAAGGGUGAGGGUAAACGCAUCCAUCUGCUUAGUGUACUUAUUGAAGGAUUGCCGGGUUCGGGUAAAUCGGCGGUGGCGGCGUACCUUGCAGAAAAGGCCGAAUUCCCUUACGUCAAGGUCAUCUCUAGCGAAGUUAUGGUUAGUUAUGGCGAGUUACAAAAGGUCAAUAUCAUUCGAAAGGCAUUUGAGGAUGCCUACAGGUCUCCCACAAGUGUUAUUAUUCUCGAUGACAUUGAACGCAUUAUUGAAUUCUCUCACCUGGGGGGUCGAUACAGCAAUGCCAUCCUGCAAGCAUUACUAGUACUUAUAAAGCGGCCACCGCCGGAGGGCCGGAAACUACUUGUGAUUGGCACAACUGCGCUGUAUGAUGUGUUGGAUAGUCUCGAGAUGGUUUCAUGCUUUUCCGUGAAGAUGACGCUUCCACGAGUGCCUCCCGAGGCUCUGUCAUUGGUCGCAAACGAACUUGAGCUCCCAUUUGCAACCCAAGCGGAUUUGCACUGCUGCGUGGACCUCCUCCCGAUGUCUUUGCCGAUGAAGCAGCUUUUACUUGUCUUGGAGAUGGCUGCUGAGAGGGACACGGAGGGGCGGGCUGUCAUAACCUCCAAAACAUUUGAACAGGCGCUUGAAUCGGUCGGAGUACGUGGGGGCUGA
Messenger RNA from Trypanosoma cruzi, 2181 nucleotides. Its product is annotated as vesicle-fusing ATPase, putative. NCBI's taxonomy places the organism in Eukaryota, Euglenozoa, Kinetoplastea, Trypanosomatida, Trypanosomatidae. Gene Ontology annotation, cellular component: Golgi stack. The record is from RefSeq and is a predicted model, not a curated record. Gene Ontology annotation, biological process: SNARE complex disassembly; intra-Golgi vesicle-mediated transport; Golgi to plasma membrane protein transport. Bases 1 to 2181 code for a protein of 726 amino acids. Gene Ontology annotation, molecular function: ATP hydrolysis activity; ATP binding. The transcript has a single exon.